AUGGACAUGGGUAUUUUUUUCUCGCAGAUUCCUUUGGAAAUUGGACAGAUGAACCGCGGCGACUGUUUCAUUUUGGAUUGCGGCAAGGAUAUUUACGUUUACAUGGGACCCGAAAGUCGCAGGAUUGAACGACUUCAAGCAGUUGUGGUUGCCAACCAGAUCAGAGACGAAGAUCACGCCGGAGGUUCUCGUGUUCAUGUCAUUGAUGAGUCAGCUACGGAGUACACGGAGAAAUUUUUCGAGGAACUCGGAGGCGGUGGUCCAAAUGACGUUCCUAGCGCAUCACCUAGCGACGAUGAUGCUGAGUUUGAGAAAACACAAGGGCUCACUGUCGAGUUGUCAAAGAUUUCUGACGCCGACGGCUCGUUGAGUGUGGAGAAAGUUGGAGGAAAGCCCUUGACUCAAGACAUGCUCGGAACUGGCGACGUGUACUUGCUGGAAACUGGAUCGGCAGUCAUCUACGUUUGGGUUGGACGUGGCAGCUCGAAAGCUGAGAAGCUUCUUGCCAUGAAUCUGGCUGUGAAGUACAUUCAGGAGAAGGGAUAUCCCAAAAGCACCAAGGUCGAAAGGAUUGUCGAGGGUGGAGAACCAGCGGUUUUCAAGCAAUACUUCAAGACCUGGAGAGAGCCAGAAGACACGAUUGGCCUUGGGAGGGUGUACAGCAAGCGCCAAAUUACU
Molecule: messenger RNA, 678 nt
Organism: Notodromas monacha
Lineage: Eukaryota; Metazoa; Arthropoda; Ostracoda; Podocopida; Cyprididae
Source: the annotation of a GenBank genome assembly